AUGACUAUCAAUCAUUCCAGAAUUUAAGGAAAGAAAAUAAACAAUGAUCAAUUAUCCAGUAUUAGAACUUGGUUAAAAUAAAAUAAUUUUACAACUUUGAGGCAAGAAGAUAGUGUGUUUAUUGCUCAAAUUAAUUUUAUCAAAAAUGUCCCAAGAAGCAGAUCCUCCAAGUAUGGAGAGUCAAGAAUCCUUAUUGUAUUCAGCAAGACACGGGGAGUUGUCUGUCGUAAAAGCAUUAUUACAGGCUUCCUCGGACGGAGAACUAACUUUGGAUAUCAAUUGCAAAGGUAAAAGCAAAAGUAACUUAGGAUGGACUCCUCUCCACCUAGCAACAUACUUUGGCCAUGUGGAUGUUGUGGAAGCCUUAUUAGAAGCUGGAGCCAAUGUGGAUGAAGUCAAUGACACUGGUGAUACUGCACUUCACAAGGCAUCAUUUAUUGGAAAUGAGGAAUUAGUAAUUCUCCUACUCAAGCACAAAGCAGAUGUUAACAUCAUGAAUGGAGAGGGUAGAACUGCUUGUGAUGUGUGUAAAACAAGAGAUGUGCAGAGAUUGCUUGAGGCAGCACAGAGGGUGGAGCGACAAGAGAGGGAACGGAGACUACUCACAGCUGCCAAAGAGGGACGGAUUGACGAUAUACAAGAACUGCUAAGCAGUUCAAACCCGCCAAACAUUAAUUGCGUAGACGCACAGGGCAAUACGUGCCUCCACUGCGCGGCGUACAGAGGCCACGCGCGGCUCGCCGUUCUCUUACUACAGAAUGGAGUCGAUACCACGUUAAGAAAUAACAGUGGUCAACUGGCCAUAGAGCUGGCCAAAGACAACGAUAUGCGGGAAGUGUUGAGCGUGAGGCCGGUGCAGCGGUUGAAGAGAACGGCGGCCAGGUUCGAGGGGCCGCUGCUGAAGAGAUCCCGGUUCCUGGGCUGGAGACCAGUGUGGGCGGUGCUGCAGCGCGGCGUGCUGCUGUACUACGGGUCGCGCGCGGAGGCGGCGCGGGCGCAGGGCGGCUGGCGCGCGCGCUGCUACCUGGACGGCGCCGCGCUGGCCGCGCCCGCCGCGCCCGCCGCCGACCGCGCGCUGCUGCUGCUGCGGCUCAGCGACGGCGACAGCCACCGCCUCGCCGUGCCGCCCGCCGAGCGCGACGUCGCCGCCUGCAGGCAGUCAUGGAUAACUGCAUUUAACGAGCACAUAGCGUACUCAGGACACUACCUGUGGGCGGGGGCGUCGCCCGAUGCCGCUAGGGAGGCCACAGAGGACUUGGAAGAUGAAUGCAAGCCUUUAGGCUCGAUGCAAGACGCCCUAACAACGGCCACCAACAGCCUGGCGUUACUGGACACGCAGCUGCGCGAGUGUUCGGCCAUCGUCGCUGCGCUCGACAAGAGCGUCAACGUCGGAAACUCGCUGCACCACUCUGCUUACAUGCGCUUCCAGCACGCGUGCGGCACGGGCGCUGAAGCGCUGGCAGCGCUGCGGCACUGCGCUGCGCUCGUGGCGCAGGCGCGGGACGCGGACACCGCGCGCCUCAACAGGGAGAUUGAACGUAACCGCGUUUUGGAAGAAGCUCUAGCGGCCCUCGCCCGCACGCACCAUGCCCUAGAAAUGUCUGUCGCUGAAGAACUCACUAAGAGUAAAAGAAAGAAAAAAUCGACAUCCUCUCAAAACGAUUCCAAAGAAAACUUCUUUGAUGUGUUUAGCGGGUCCGGCUCGGAGGGCGAGGGUGACGGUGAUGGCGGCGAGGAGGAUGAAGACGAUACUCUGGUGACGGCGGGGCUGUCGAGUCCGCUGGGCGCGCUCAGUCCGUGGGGCAGCAGCCCCGACCUCGCUCGCCUUACGCCCAUUGGUAGUCUUGAUGGAGAUAAAACACCGACCAAUGAGGAGGAGGAAUUCUGUCGUCGAAGGUCAGGGUCCUCGGAGUCCCUCCAGUCCCUGCACACCGCCAUCAGCCCGGCCAGCUCCCGCGGGACCCUGGUCUCGCAAGGUGGUCACGUGUACAGAAACGCCAGGCCCUACAGGAAGACUACGAAACUAAGGACCUCAUUGCCAGUUGCCCAAUUCAGCCGCGGCGACUUCUCCCUCUGGUCGGUGCUGAAGAACUGCGUGGGCAAGGAGCUGUCAAAGAUCACAAUGCCGGUGGUGUUCAACGAACCGCUCUCGUUCCUCCAGCGGAUGCUCGAGUACCUGGAGUACGCGCAUCUGCUGAGGAUGGCUUCGGAGCAAACGGAUCCAGUCGCCAGAAUGGAGUAUAUUGCUGCGUUUGCUGUGAGCGCAUUGGCUUCAAAUUGGGAACGUUUGGGCAAACCAUUCAAUCCACUCCUCGGAGAGACUUAUGAGCUCGAGAGACCUGAAUUUAGAGCAGUUUGUGAACAAGUGUCCCACCAUCCGCCAGUGUCCGCGUUUCACGCUGACAGUCCUCAUUUCGUCUUUCAUGGUUCUGUCCACCCCAAACUCAAGUUCUGCGGUAAGAGCGUUGAGAUUCAACCCAAAGGUCAUGUGACUGUGGAACUGCCCAGGUGGGGUGAAGCAUACACGUGGAGUAACGUCAACUGCUGCGUCCACAACGUCAUCGUUGGCAAACUGUGGAUUGAACAGUAUGGCCCUAUGGAGGUCGUGUGCCAUGGAGGGGCUGGACUGAAAGCUAAUCUGUCCUUCAAGCCGGCUGGCUUUAAUAAUCGGGAUUUGCACAGAGUUGACGGUUUUAUUGUGGACUCCAAUAAGAAGCGCGUCCGGUUCCUGUACGGUAAAUGGACGGAAUACAUAAAGUGCUGUAAUGCUGCAGCUUACGAGCAAUGGGCCAAAGAAAGGGGGGAAGAAGCGAGCGCGCAGCAGACUCCGUCCCACACACCCAAGAAAGUGCUCGCUAAACUCAACAGCUUUAAAGUGGGGGCGCUGCGGUCUAUGUCGGUACAAGACUCGGACGAACCUGAGAAUUCGGAUGAAGUGCCCAAAUCGGAUGAGACGUUCAACAUCGAUAUACCAGGUUCCGUGACCCUGUGGGAGGCCAGGCCCAGGCCCAGCAGCAGUGCGCAGUACUACCAGUUCACCGAGUUUGCGAUGUCACUGAACGAGCUAGAACGUGACAUGAAGGGCCAGCUGUGCCCCACGGACAGCAGACUGAGACCCGACGUGAGGCUGCUAGAACAAGGAGACAUCGACGCGGCGGCUGCGGAGAAGACCAGGCUCGAGGAGAAGCAGCGCUCCGCCAGGAAACUGCUGAAGAAGAGCGCGGAUGGUUGGCAGCCCAGGUGGUUCAGCCAAGGAACAAAUCCUUAUACAAAACAGGAAGACUGGCUCUACAACGGCGGAUAUUGGGAUCGUAACUACCAACAUUUGAAAGAUAUUGAUAUAUUUUAAUGUUCCUUCAUAGUUUGUAUUUACAACGGCAUUUGGAAUGAUGAUACGUAUUAUAGAUACGUAAGUACUUAAUAACGUAUAAAACAUGGCGCAUUGAAUGUAUUCCAAAAUGUUAUUUCUAAGCAACUUUAAAGUAAAAAGGACCAGCGCGUGAAAAAGGAUACAAGAUGCUAAGAUGUAAUCAAUGAGAUUGUAAGCAAUGUGUAGAUGUAAAUGUUUAAAAUUAUAUAAAAAAAUAUACAAGUAAGUAAAGUAUAAAUUAUACUAUAUAACCUUAUAUUCAGCCUUCAUUCAUCUACCUACACGCUACGCUCAAGCUAACAAGUUCAAAUUAGCGAGAAAAAAAAAUAUUAUAUUUUUACUGCAAAAUGUAUAACAUUUAUUACAUAUUUCAUUCUGAAUGGAUCCUAUUAAUUUAGUGUAUUUAAUUAUAAAUCGGUAUAAAAUACCUAAUCGUAGAACGACUAUGUUUUAGUUAGGGAAUGAAAUAGGUACGUAAUCACGUCUGCUCAUUAUUCGAAAUGUACAUAUAUAUGUAUGUAUGUGUAUAAUGUGUACAAUUGUAUACAUUUAACUGUGUAAAUCUGUACUGUAUACAUGUUAUUAAACAUUGUAAAUGUAUACAGUAUAAAUUAUUAAAUUAAAUAGAUACGUGAUCAUGUCUGCUUAUUAUUCGAAUAUAAAAUGUACAUGUAUUUAGUAAAAUGUAUAAAAUUGUAUACAAUAUACAUGUCCUUGUACUGCUGAAGUUGUACUAGAUAUUGUGUAUAAGUAUGGAUAUGGAUAAUUUAAAUACAAUAUGCAAACGUAACAAUUUCCGCACCAGUUUUUUUUUAAUCCAUCUUGAAAGGGAAUAAGCAAGGAAUUAAUACAGUUAACAAAAGACGGCAAUUGGAUCUUUGUCUUCAUGAAGUAUUUAUAAAGUUUAUUUGUCAUAUUGAGUUAACAAAGUGGAACUAUAUGUGGUAGAAAAAAUCUUUUCAGAAUUACUAUUCGAUAAAAAUUAAAUGUAAAUUAAAUAAGAAUCAGAAAGCAAAGUGUUUUUAAUCACAAAGUGGAGUCAAUUACUAAGUAAUAAUAAUAUUUUUCAUAUAAAAUAGGAAAGAAUAGAUAUUGCGACAAAAUAUUAAAUACAGGAAAGAGGAUUUUGUAAAGAAAAAAUAUAAUUAUAUUUCUAUUUCAUUACUAUUGAACAUAAGCCUUCUUCAUAAGGGGAGUAUUGUCAGUAGUCGCCACUCUUGGCAGCUGGGUUGGCAAACGCACUUAGGCUUUUAGACAUUUUUUAUGAUGGACGCUGCUGCCCAGCCCUCUACCAUUAGGUUUCCUUAGUCGCCUCUUACGACGCCCACGGAAAAAGAAGGGGUGGUCUAUUCUAUGCCAGGACCACACGGCCAAUAAUAUACCUAUACAACUGAAGAAAAUACGUGUAUUUUUUAUGAUAGUAAACAACUUGACGGCCCACCUAAUGAAAAGUAAAAGAAAAGAAACUUCACUCGAUCAAGUUUCGAUUUAGGGCGAACAAAAUCUUGUCCGAUUCAACCCUAAGACACAAGUCUAUGCGUUCACCGCAAAAGAGACGCUAUUUGUUGUAUCUCCUCACUUAUAAAGAGUCUCCCUCUGGUAAACAUAGUUUCUUUUUUUAUCGAGCGCAAGUUGUUAAUUAAAUUUAACUAAGGAACUAAUAAGGAAUAGAAAUUUAACUGAUUUUUGUAGCAAUAUCUGUCGGAUUAAAAAAAAAACAUGUAGUAUAAAUGUAUAGUUGAUGUUGUUACGUUGCUUAACUGUGCUAAGGCCAAGCUGCGAGACGCUAUAAUAACAUUGGCCCAAUAGAUUGGUAACACUUAUAUUUCAUAAUAUUUACUAGAAGCUGCCUGUAUAAUUCUAUGACGAUUUUGUUGCAAUUAUGAAAGAAACUAUAUACCGGUUUCAUUUAUUACUAUAUCCUUUAAAUUAAUAAUUUUUACGAUUUUGAUUCAUUUUCUUAUUAUCAUUUAAAAUAUAUACGAGUAUGUAAAUUUGUAGUAAUGUAGAAUUAAUUUUGUGAAUUAUAAAUAGAUGUUAAUUAAAAUGUACUUAUUUAAUUAAUCGUUAUUUUAAAUUAAAUACUAAUUCAAUGGCAUAAAAUGCUAUAAAAUAUGAGUUUAUAAUUUUACAAUUUGUAAAUGUAAUAAUUUCGGACCUGGACAUUUUAGUAAGCAGGUAGGUAUGUAGUAGUAUUUAUUGAAGGUUAUACCAACUCAUAGUAGAAUUUAGAUUGUAUAUUAAUAUGUAUAUUAGAAGUAACAUAUACCCUAUCUAUAUAAUUUAUAGCAUCGCUAAGUUUUUUAAUUUAAGAAAAAAAAAUUGGUAUAUAUUGUAGAUUUAUGUAGAUACUGGUAAAUACAUUUACAGUCGACAACAAAAGUACUUGCAACAUUACUAUAUAGUAAAGUUGUUGUUAUAUAAGUUAUUUUACGUGCUAUUUUAUAUUAUUCAAUUAUUAAUAUUUUAGCAAAUUUUUCCUUAUUCACAUCGUCUCUACGUAAUGUAGUUUCUAAAUAUGGAAUUUAUUUAUUUAUUGUUAGAGAGGCAAACGAGCAGAUAGCCCACUUGAUAGAAAUCGGCUACCGUCGUCCAUGGACACCUGCAACACUAGAGGAGUUGCUUGUGCGUCGCCAACCUCUUCAAGAUUUGUAGCCGUUUUUUGAAAAGCUCCAUUGUAUAAUGUGUGAGGGGAAAACUAAAUAGCUAUUAGUAUUUUUAUUUUAGCUAAUUUUAAUUGGUUAUUUAAGAAAAAAAAAACAGCUAAAUGCAAAUUAUUAAGAAUAAAAUAAUUGUAUGUUUAAAGAAAAAAAAAUUAGUUAUACUUGUCCUUACUAUACCACAGGAAACAAAUUAUUUAAUUGGAAAUAAUUAGACAAUACUUUAAUUGCUGUGUUAGUGAUUUUACAUAAUUAUAUAAAUAUGUGUGUGUCUAUGAAUCUCGUAAUUGUUGCUACUUGUCUAAUAGUGUGUGAAGAUUCUAUCUAAUACUUCGAUAAGUAGAUAGUUAUAAAUAAUAUUCGAUCUUCCACACCGUCUUUAUUAAUAAUGUUUUUUUUUAUUAUUUAUUUUACUGAAAUAGGUGUUAUUUUGCGGAAGUCCACAUCACUGGUGGUUAUUUGAUUAGAAAUAUUUUGUUUAAUUCCGCUACCAAUUAGUAUGUGUGUGACUGCCAACACUCUAAAAUUUACCACCAUCAUUGCUGCCAGAAGUUCUAUAACAUUCCGUAUUAGUCAUAAAUUUCCAACAACUAGCACGUUUUGCAACACGUAUUUCACACACAAUAGACAAAGAAAUAUGUAUGAAACACGUGUCGCAAAACAUGCGUGGACUAAAUGGCAGUCGGAGAUUGAGGGUUAAUAUGGAAGGUUGUAGACGCACAGAACGUAAUAACAAUGAUAGCAGAAUUAAACAAAAUAAUUCUAAUCAAAUAUCCAGAUUUCUUAUGUAACAAUGUUUUAGAUCAUAGUUAGGAAAAAUAUAUUUAUUAUUAGGUACAGUCGCGUGCAAUAUACUCGAUAGAAAUUGUGUAAUUACAUCUCACAAUUCGUUCAUGAGGAUGUCGCACAAAUAAAUAAAUAAUAAUUCAAAUGUUUGAAUUAUAUAUAGUGAUGUGAAUAACAGAGCAGUUAAGUAUUUAUUGCAACGACUGUACUAAUAAACUUUGUCUUAAUUUAAAAACUGUACAACAAAAUAGUCCAGUGUUAUUACUUCAAACUAUUGAGAUGUUUAGUUUAAACAGCUUAUUUGUCUGUAGUAUAUAUAUAUUGUUGUACUUUUAAAUUAAUUAAAGAUUUAUAAAUUAUUUUUUUAAAAUCUUUCGAUUGAGCUUAUAAUUAUGUUGUACUAUUAGUUAACUUUCUAAUAUUGUAUAAGUAUCUUAAUAUAUAAAUAGUUUCUAAAUGUUAGCUAAUAAAAUGAAAAAAAAAAACAUGUCCCAUUCGCAGCUAAAAUCUGUUUUAUAUUAUAUAAAAAAAUAUUGUAAAUAAGUUUGGGAAAAAGAUUAGACUAAAUAGGUUAAAGUUAUUGAAUUAUCUGUUAAAAUACGGUACAGUUUGAAGAAAAUAAUUAGUGAUGGUUUUAUAAUUAAAAUUGAAAAGGAUACGUGAUUGAUUCAGAUUGAAAUAUAUUAUAAUUAAUUAGGAAAAUGGAUAAUGAACUUAAUUAAUUAAAUUAAAAAUGAUAAGGAAGUUAAUAAUUGUUUAGUUCGCAAUAUUUUAAUAGAAAUUUGAACAGUUGCGAAUUCACUAUCAUUCAGUUGAAUGAAACAACUCUGUGUCUAUUGAUAACUAUCUGUAUCUACUAUUAUUUAGUUAUAAAAUGGUAAUUAUUAUGGAAGAAUCUAGUCGAAAAUAUAGUUAUUCGAGUACAUAGUACUAUUGAAUGGAUGUAUGCAAAUUUUUGAAGCCAAAGUAUUGACCUGUAGGAUUCAAUUAAGUGUGAUAGAGACUGUAAAAUUAUAUAGGUACCUACCUAUCUUAAAUCUGUAUGACAUUAAAUAAAUAGACGGAAGUUAAUAAA
This is a messenger RNA of Galleria mellonella (greater wax moth), 7891 nucleotides long. RefSeq names its product oxysterol-binding protein-related protein 1. Gene Ontology annotation, cellular component: cytosol; membrane; intracellular membrane-bounded organelle. The coding region runs from base 146 to 3349 and encodes 1067 amino acids. NCBI's taxonomy places the organism in Eukaryota, Metazoa, Arthropoda, Insecta, Lepidoptera, Pyralidae. The transcript is spliced from 21 exons. Gene Ontology annotation, molecular function: sterol binding; protein binding. The record is from RefSeq and is a predicted model, not a curated record.